AAACUUUGUUUGACCCUGACGUGUGUAAAUGAUUACAUUGGGCUGCCGCGACUGAAGUUCGAACUUUGUACCGACCCAGCGCGCUUAAGGCGGUGACAAUAAAACAGACGUCACAGUGCCAAGAAAGCAACGUGUACGUACUCCACAAGUUCCGUGUGUAACUUAACGUCAUUACUGCCAUUCAAGGUCAAGGUCAAGGUGAAACUAUGGAGCAAAAUGUCUGCAACAAGGGGCCAGCAUCUGAAGGAGAGGUCACACAGAGUUUACGGCCUACAUCUACCAGGCGGAUCUGGAAAAACCUCAUCGUGUUAGCUGUCGUCUUCCUGGUGAACUUCACGGCGUUUCGGGCCCUGCAGAACCUCCAGAGCACGCUGAACAGCGAGGCCGGGCUCGGUGUGGUGUCGCUGAGCUGUGUGUACGCCAGUAUGGUGCUGUCCUGCCUGUACGCGCCAUUUUUCAUUCACAAGGUCGGAUCGUGCAAAUGGACUGUUGUCGUCUGUUUUUUCGGACAUAUUUUGUACACGGGCUCCAAUUUCUACCCAUCCUGGUUCACUCUGAUACCAUCUUCAAUCUUGCUCGGGGCCAUUUCAGGUCCGCUAUGGACGGCUCAGAUCACCUACUUGACAAGUUCCGCUCAGGAGUAUGCCAAACUAGUACAACAUGACAACACAGAGGGUGACAUCGCCAAGUUCAACGGUGUCUUCUAUUUCAUCUUCGAGUUGGCGGGACUCAGUGGGAAUCUUAUUUCCUCCUUGGUACUCUCUGUAGGAAAACAAGACAUCGGGAAGGGAGAGUUCUGCGGCGCGAUGGAUUGUGGGGUUCGUCCUGAAGCAAAAAACUGGACUUACUAUGUCACCAACUCAAGCACGCCUCCCAUGAUAAGUAAUAACAAUUCAACAACCGAAAUUACAGACGAAAAGCAGCAGGUCAUAGUUUACACGCUUUUCGGAGUCUUCCUUGCGUGCAACAUCUUAGCGGCGCUGAUUGCAGGACUAUGUCUGGACAAGGAUGUCAAAAACUUGCAGCUGGCGUCGUCUGAGCCAGUGCGGGUGUCCCAACUUCUACUGCGCACAGUACGGGUGUUUAAGGACAUCGACUAUGUGCUCCUCAUGCCACUUCUGGUGAUUAUUGGGAUGUCCGAAGCCAUCGUGGCAGGAGAGGUCACCAAGUCGUACGUCAGCUGUGUCCUGGGCGUACAGAUGGUUGGGUACGUCAUGGUGUCCUUCAGCGUCACCAGCGGUGUCUUCUCCCCGCUGUUCGGACAUCUGAGUAAGUACACCGGCACCAGGAUUCUCACCAUCGCAGCAGUGGUGGCCAACGCCGUCCUGCUCAUUUACAUGUUGCUAUGGCAACCAGAUGAGGACUCUCUCGCGAGGAUCCUUUCUGUGGCUGGAGGAUGGGGCGUGGUCAGGGCGGUCUGGCACACCCAGCUGUACGCUGUACUUGGCGCCACGUUUCCUACCAACCAAGAGGCUGUCUUUGCCAACACCAAGAUGACCCAGAGUGUCGGCAACAUGCUGGUGUUCGCCUACAGCGCGGCUCUGUGCAUGGACGUCAAACUGUACAUCUACAUAGCCGUGCUGGCGGUAGGCACGGUGGGGUACGGGGCGCUGGAGUGGAAAACGCGCGACAAGAACAGUCCGAGAGCUGAUACAUUGGGAAGUACGGUAGAUCGGGGGAAAGGCUGUGAUGCCGCUCUGGAAAGAUGGGACCUUAUGGAAAGGGAAACGUCGAUAUAA
Messenger RNA from Branchiostoma floridae (Florida lancelet), 1739 nucleotides. Its product is annotated as protein unc-93 homolog A-like. The record is from RefSeq and is a predicted model, not a curated record. Lineage: Eukaryota; Metazoa; Chordata; Leptocardii; Amphioxiformes; Branchiostomatidae. The transcript is spliced from 3 exons. The coding region runs from base 207 to 1739 and encodes 510 amino acids.